Molecule: messenger RNA, 894 nt
Organism: Alternaria postmessia
Lineage: Eukaryota; Fungi; Ascomycota; Dothideomycetes; Pleosporales; Pleosporaceae
Exons: 2
Coding region: 1-894 (297 amino acids)
Source: RefSeq, a predicted model, not a curated record
AUGAUGAAUUGCUCGCGCUUCUACUUCGAAUGGAAAGGUCACCCUAUCGACGAUCUGGCUACCUUUCGUACCAUCACACUCACAGAACGGCCCGGGAAGCCAAUCAUAUACUUGGCUGGCGAUUCAUCUCUCGAUAAUAAGUACUGGGUUGAUAAAAGAAGUCCUAUAGUCCCGUCUCGGCUACCAGAUAUCUAUUCCAAGGCGUUCAAGAGCCCUGUUGUCCCAAAGCCAGAUGUUGCGUUUUGGCUCAACAAUCUGCUGGAGGAUCGUGCUACAUGCAUCAACACUGCAGUGGAAGAGUCGAUGCUUCGAGAUCGAGACGAGAUGCUGAUGCCGCAUGAUGAGUUCAUUCGCGACAAUAUCCGGUCCAACGAUGUGUUAAUUGUCAGUGUUGGUGCAAACGAUGUCGCCUUGAAGCCAAAUUCCUCCACGAUCCGCCACAUGCUGCAGCUCGCCUGGCUGACCCCUCGCAAGAAUUUAGAGAAUGGUACUGCAGGGGCAUUGAAAUAUUUCAAGCAUAUGUUCGGCACAAAGGUCGAGAACUACGUCACCCGUCUUACCGCUAAAACGAAACCUCGUGCCGUCAUCGUCUGUAUGAUAUACUUCCCACUCGAGUCGGGCUUGGGACAAACUAGUUGGGCUGAUGCGCAACUUAAGGCACUAGGAUACAACUCAUACCCUGGUCAACUGCAAGCAGCCAUUCGAGCGAUGUACAAGAUUGCGACAAAAGAAGUCCGAGUCGAUGGUACGGAGGUAGUACCCUGCGCACUACAUGAGGUUCUUGAUGGCAAGAGCGUUAGUGAUUAUACAGCCAGAGUUGAGCCAAACGAAUCGGGCGGAAAGAAAAUGGCCGUCAAGUUCGUUGAACUCCUGGACGAGAUUCUACAAAAGUAA